This is a messenger RNA of Colletotrichum higginsianum IMI 349063, 3432 nucleotides long. RefSeq names its product WSC domain-containing protein. Bases 1 to 3432 code for a protein of 1143 amino acids. The record is from RefSeq and is a predicted model, not a curated record. The transcript is spliced from 4 exons. Lineage: Eukaryota; Fungi; Ascomycota; Sordariomycetes; Glomerellales; Glomerellaceae.
AUGAGGUCCACACAGUUGUCUUUCGUUUUUGUUUCCACCUUGUCGCUUGCCAACGCUGCGGCUUACCCCCCUAGCGUCUAUAAACGCGCGCCGCCUCCCGCGAACCUCGCCCACGGAUAUGCUUACAAGGGCUGUUACAUCGAUGUCGGCCGCACAAUCAACGAAGCCGCCACAGGCAAUGCUCAGAUGACCAAUGAGGCCUGCACCGAGUACUGCUUCAACAAAGGGUUUGCCUACGCCGGUACUGAAUGGUACAAUGAAUGCUACUGCGGCAACACCCUGGCCAAGGGGGGUAUCCUCGCCAACGAGGCCGACUGCACCACUCCAUGCAGCGGAAACGCCGCUCAGCCCUGCGGUGGUCCCAAUCGCUUGUCCUUGUACCAGACGUCCCUGGUCGUCGGCCCCUCAGUCAACCCGGGUGUUGGUGACUGGAGCUCUAUUGGAUGCUACUCCGAAGGAACAACCGGCCGCGCCCUGACCUACGGUGUCGGCGGCAUCCCUGGCAACCAGAUGACUGUCGCCAAGUGUACCGCUGCCUGCGCCAACGCCAACUUCAUCCUGGCUGGUGUAGAAUACUCUGGAGAAUGCUACUGCGGUAACAGCUUCGCCAACGGUGGUGCCCCUGCCGUUGAUGGCUGCAACAUGCUUUGCAACGGCAACGCAUCCGAGUACUGUGGCGGUCCCAACCGCUUGAACGUCUACGAUUUCAAACACCAGUACCUGCCUCUGACGACCUCUGCUUCUACUCCGGCAGCCACGGGCUCGUCGGCCCCCAACGCCGCCGAGUCUUCCAGCACUGUCGUAAGCUCCGCAUCGUCCGCAGCCUCCACUCCUUCCGUCCUGAGCCAGCCAGCGACCGUCGGCACAUGGAAGUGGUAUGGAUGCCAGACCGAGGCCACCGGCACCCGCGCGCUCAACGCGAAGACCUUUGCGUCGGAUGACAUGACUUUGGAGAAGUGUGCCACUUUCUGCACUGGAAACACCUUCUUCGGCGUCGAGUACUCGCGCGAGUGCUGGUGUGGCAACAGUUUCGCCGCCGGCUCCGUCCCUGUCCCUGGUACCCAGUGCUCUAUGAAGUGCAUGGGAAACCCAUUCCAAUACUGCGGAGAAGGCAACCGCCUGUCUGUCUACACCAUCGGCGACGCCACCCAGCCCUCGUCUGCCGCUCCCACCGGUGCCGCCACGCCCACAGCUGCGGUUCCCGUUGCCUCCAACCUGCCCACUGGCUGGCAGGAUCAGGGCUGCUGGGUUGACAACUUGAACGGCCGCAUUCUCCCCAACCAGCUUCAGGACGAUCCCGCCAUGACCCUCGCCUCCUGCGCCCAGGCCUGCGCUUCAGCGGGUUACACGGUUGCCGGUGCCGAGUAUCACACACAGUGCUUCUGUGGCAACGCCAUUUACUAUGGCGGCGCUCCUGCUUCAGAUCCGACAACCUGCAACACUGGGUGUGGGGGCAAGCCUUCCGAGAUGUGUGGUGGCCCCAACCGCAUGACCAUCAUGUCCCUGGGCACCCCCCAGACCUUCCAGCCUCCCGUGCCCCAAAAGAGUGGUUUCAACGGCAGCUGGACCUACCAAGGCUGCCUCUCGUACGAGAACGCACAGCGGCCUUUCAAGUGGCAGGUUCUCUUCCCUGGCAUCAACAACGCUGGUCUGUGCCUUGACAGGUGCGCCGCAUUUGGCUACCCUGCGGCUGGUCUCGAGUACGGCGAGGAGUGCUACUGUGGUGACCCAGCCAACAUCGCCGCGGCCCCCCAAAAGGUGAGCUUCGUCGAUGAAUCCCAGUGCAACAUCGUCUGCCCUGGCAACCACAGUUCCAUCUGCGGUGGCGGUGCUCGACUCUCCACGUACUUCUGGACUGGCACUAAGCCUCUGUAUUCGUGGACAUUCGGCACGGAUGCGCUCACGGCGGGUUCCUACGAGCUUCUCAUCGGCAGUCUUUCGAUUCCCCUGAUGACCAUGGAGACUAUCACUGGCAAGGUGACCUUCCUCGAGAAGUUUGGUACUGGCCCGCCCAACUCCACUGGCGCCUACGAACUUGAUCUGUCCCUCGUCCCGGACAUCAGCAAGGCCUGGAGGGAGAUGCACGUCAAGACCGACAUCUUCUGCUCCGCCGGCAUCACGCUUCCUGACAAGGCGGGCCGCCAACUCACUCUCGGCGGUUGGUCCGGCGAUUCUACCUACGGCGUCCGUCUGUACUGGCCUGAUGGCAAGCCCGGCACUCCCGGCACAAACGAUUGGCACGAGGAUGUCCAGAACCUUCGCAUGCAGGAUGGCCGCUGGUACCCCUCGUCCAUGAUCAUGGCCAACGGUUCCAUCUUCAUCAUCGGAGGUGAAGAGGGUGCCAACGGUCGUGCCGUUCCUACCAUCGAGGUCAUGCCCUUCACCGGCUCCAAGCCCCUGACCAUGGACUGGCUCGCACGCACAGACCCCAACAAUCUGUACCCUUUCGUUGCCGUACUCCCCAGCGAGGAUAUCUUCGUCGCUUACUGGAACGAGGCCAGAAUCUUGGACAAGGUCACGUUCGACACAAAAGCGGUCCUGCCCAAUAUCCCUGGUUCCGUAAACAACCCCUUGGCAGGCCGUACUUACCCGCUCGAGGGCACUGGCGUUCUGCUGCCCCAGCAUGCCCCUUACACUGACCCCCUUGGUGUUCUCAUCUGUGGUGGUUCGACCGAGGGCCCCGGGUUCGCCUUGGAUAACUGCGUCUCCAUUGAACCCGAGGGUGCCAACCCCAAGUGGGUGCUCGAGCGUAUGCCUUCGGCCCGCGUCAUCUCUUGCAUGGCACCUCUCCCCGACGGCACAUACCUGAUCAACAACGGUGCUCAGCAAGGUGUCGCCGGCUUCGGUCUCGCGACGAACCCCAAUAAGAACGCCCUGUUGUAUGAUCCUGCCAAGCCGAUCGGCGAGCGCAUCACCGUCAUGGCCAACACCACGAUCGCUCGUAUGUACCACUCCGAGUCCAUCACCCUACUCGACGGCCGUGUUCUCGUCACCGGAUCCGACCCCGAAGAUGGUGUCAACCCUCAAGAGUACCGCGUCGAGGUCUUCAACCCUCCCUACCUGACUAGCAAGAAGGAGCGUCCUACCUUCACUCUCGCCAACACUGACUGGGCGCAUGGCGGGACGUACACCUUCAGCCUCGGUCAUGCUCCCAAGAACGGCAAGAUCCAGGUCUCCCUUCUCGGUGCUGUGACCUCGACGCACGGCAACUCGCUGGGCGCCCGAACCAUCUUCCCCGCCGUGAGCUGCGGCCCGACGGAGUGCACAGUCACCGCGCCGCCCAGCCCCGGUGUCGCCCCUCCGGGUUGGUAUCAGUUCUUCGUCCUCGACGGCGGCAUCCCCGCCGUCGGCGUCUACAUCCGCAUCGGUGGUGACCCCGCCAAGCUGGGCGAAUGGCCCAAGGUCGCAGGCUUCGAUACACCUGGUAUCUAG